UUCCGGCCGAUUGAUUUUAUUAUAUUACAAUCGGAUUAAAAUGACAAGCAGGCGUCCAUUAUAUAGCAAUCGGGAACUUGGUGACUCCGGGUCACCCACUAGAAAUUUGUUAAAUAAAAGUCCACGUCCUGAUAGCUAUAGGAAAAAUAUGAAUGCGAAUGACGACGAAAAUGAAUUCGAUGAAUCGAAUAAUGAACCAAUAAAUGAAGAAGGCAUGGAGACAGAUUCGAAUGAAGACGAUCCAAUGGAUCAAAGUUGCGGGACGCCAUCAAUACAACAUAAUCAAACACAUCCGCAAACAGCACAAGCAAUAAGGUCAAGAAUAGCCCAAGGGACAGCCGCGCAACGACCACGAGAGACAAGCCUUCAACGACGACCAGAGACAAAACCACUAGCAACAGCACCGCUAAUAAUGAAAUCAUUUUCACCAUCUCAGUUAAUGAAAUAUUCUAUUAUUAUCAUAUUACCGCUUAUUGUCUACUCACAAUAUUACAAGUCGGAGCCGCAAGUGAAAACCUGUACAUUUGCGGAUUUGAAACAGCGCGCUCCUUCGCAAUCAACGGAUGUGUGGAAGGCGCUGAGGUGCAACAUUGAAGAUAUGUUAAACAAGAAGAGCAAGUCGCCCAAUGUUUACUUGUUUUUGUACACGAAUGAAAGCAACGAGUAUGAAAUGCAAAAAUUGGUUAACGAUAUAGCACUGGAAACGUCCAAGUGUUUUAAUGAAAAGGCACUUGUAAAGAUGAGCUUAAAGGAUUUCGAAACGCAGACCGGAGACGAUUACGGGUUUCCCAUUGAACAGUACAAAAAGAAAAUCAGAGACGGCAACGUUUUUCUUAUUGUCGAUCUAAAUGAUAUACCUCCAAAUGCGGCACGUGCUCUGCACACAAUUUGCGACACCUAUAGUCCUAUCGCUCCGGAUGUUGUCAUCUUUCUGACACUGCGCACUCAUCUGACGACAGAUGCUGGAACUCCAGUCCAAUUAGCCCAUAACACAUUGCAUGAGCUCUGGAAGGAGUUACCAAAUAAUGAAUUGGAUGCACUAAUCACACGAGUCACCGAUCAGGUGUUGCUGUUGCAAAGCUAAGCUUAACUUACUAAUAUGUGAGACUUUAUUUCGGUUAUAAUAAAUUAGUUCUUAACAUC
Drosophila navojoa is the source of this 1143-nucleotide messenger RNA. It is a transcript of the gene TORIP, whose product is annotated as Torsin interacting protein. Lineage: Eukaryota; Metazoa; Arthropoda; Insecta; Diptera; Drosophilidae. The record is from RefSeq and is a predicted model, not a curated record. Gene Ontology annotation, molecular function: ATPase activator activity. Gene Ontology annotation, biological process: membrane organization. Gene Ontology annotation, cellular component: membrane.